AUGCCAUUUCAGAAGCACGUGGUUGCUGCUGCUGCUGCUGCUGCAGAGAUGCAGCGCGGUCGCGCGGGCGGCUCAGAGCAGCAGCAGCCGCAGCAGCAGCAGCAGGCAGCUGGGGGCUUGUCUUUGCCUUCAGAGUUUUCUGUCUACAUGCGGCAGGCACUUGGGCUGGUUGCAGCAGCAGCAGCAGUGUCCCAGUCGUCGCUUGCUGCUGCGUUCCCCUCGCUGCAGCAGCAGGCGCUGCAGCAGCAGCAGCAGGCGCUGCAGCAGCAGCAGCAGGACCCUGCUGGGGGCAGGCUGUGGGACAAACUGAUGGGCUCUUGCGAGGCGACACUAGCUGCAUGCAAGGCGUCGAUUUCAGCAGAGCAGGAGCAGCAGCAGCAACUCCCAGCAGCAGCAGCAGCAGCAGCAGCGGAAGAGGAGCUGGGGACACAGGCACUGCUCCGCGUGGAGGGUUUGUCGUCGAUUGUGACUUCUCUGGUCUACACGAACUUCCUUACGCUGCUGCAGCUGACAGCUUUAUCGCAGCAGCAGCAGCAGCAGCAGCAGCAGCAGCAGCGGGACAGCAGCAGCUGCAGCAGCGCUAGUGUAGUCCCUUCGCCUCCUGCAACCCCGACGGCCACAACAGUCAGCAGCGACUCCCCCAUACAUCAGCUGCUGCUGCCGCCGCAGCAGCAGCAGCAGAAGACUGCAGAUUCGCAGCUUCUGUUGGCUCUCCCUCGUUGUGCUGCUGCCGAAGGUGCGGCAGUGCAGCAGCAGCAGCAGCAACAGCAGCUGAAGCAAGAACCGUCGCUGCUAAUGCAGGAGAUGCAGCAGCAGCAGCAACAGCAGCAGAUAUGGGACCUGCAUGAGGCGUUCCAGAAAUUUGUUGGGACGUUUGCAGGUUCAUUGCAGCAGCAGCAGCAGCACACGGGGAGCAGCAGCAUCCUGGCGCCUUCAGCCGCGCCGCACUUCGACCAGCAGCAGCAGCAGCAGCAGCAGCAGCAGCAGCAGUUAGACCUGCUCCUCAGCAGCACUGUUGGGGGUUUGCAGCUGGGCACAUCUGCAGCAGCAGCUCCUGCUGCUGCUGCUGGUAAUUCAGCAGCACAGCGGCAGCAGCAGAUGCUGCUGCCAGCAUCACCAGCCCCCAGUUUGCUGCCAGAGACCAACUCUCUGCUGCAGCAGCAGCAACAGCAGCAGCUGCCGGCGACGGCGAGCGGCACACAGCAGCAGCAGCAGCUCCUGCUGCUGCUGCAGCAGCUGCAGCAGCAGCAGCAUACCAAGCAAGACCCUGGGGUAGGCGGGGGUCUUCCGCGGCAGUGCAGCAGCUUAGUUGAUGCUGCUGCUUUUCUGCAGCUGCAGCAGCAGCAACCUCUGCCUUCCAUCAGCGAAGUGAAUAGAUUCCUGCUGCACAGCAGCAGCAGCUGA
Messenger RNA from Eimeria tenella, 1404 nucleotides. RefSeq lists its product as uncharacterized. The coding region runs from base 1 to 1404 and encodes 467 amino acids. The record is from RefSeq and is a predicted model, not a curated record. Lineage: Eukaryota; Apicomplexa; Conoidasida; Eucoccidiorida; Eimeriidae. The transcript has a single exon.